GGCGCCUGCUAAGGUUGCUAUCUAAUACGGAAGCAACGCAGCGUGCGAUCUGGUAGCAAUAAGUCUACAAAAGAAGGCGCCCUUUCUUGUUGUGAAAGGAAUUGGAGGCGGAUGGACAAAGUUUCGGAUUGGGACUAGGAUUAGGAUAAGGACCCCUUCCACAGCUAUUUGUGAAAGCAAGAAGUGAUCUUAAAGUCUGCAGGUGCCCCCAUUCUGUGUCAGCAGUGCCACUCACUCAACCACCAUGUCGGAUGGCCGGAUCUAUGUGGGGAAUCUUCCCAUGGAUGUCCAGGAGAGAGACAUUGAGGAUCUCUUCUACAAAUAUGGAAAAAUCCGUGAUAUUGAAUUGAAGAACAAUAGAGGAACUAUCCCCUUUGCCUUCAUCCGAUUUGAAGACCCACGGGAUGCAGAUGAUGCUGUCUAUGGAAGGAAUGGAUAUGGAUAUGGAGACUCCAAGCUACGUGUAGAGUAUCCUCGAUCCUCUGGCGCUAAAUUUGGUGCUAUGGGAGGUGGUGGUGGUGGUGGAGGUGGUGGAGGAGGAUCUAGGGGAAGGUUUGGACCCCCAACUCGAAGAUCUGAAUUCCGGGUCAUAGUGACUGGGUUACCACCAUCUGGGAGCUGGCAGGAUCUGAAGGAUCACAUGCGUGAGGCGGGAGACGUUUGUUUUGCAGAUGUGCAGCGUGAUGGUGAGGGCGUGGUGGAGUUUCUCCGUCGAGAGGACAUGGAGUAUGCAUUGCGCAGACUGGAUCGGACUGAGUUCCGUUCACAUCAAGGCGAGACUGCUUACAUCCGCGUCUAUGAGGAGAGGGGCACUCCCAACUGGGGUCGAUCACGUUCCCGCUCCAGAUCCAGAGGUCGCUAUUCACCUCCCUACAGAGGAUCUCCCCCUCCACGCUACCAGUCACCUCCACGCCAUGCUAUGUCGCGCCAUAGUCCGCCCCCAAGGAGGCACCCGCCGCAGCACCAUAGCCCACCGCCACGUCAUUACCGAUAGAAAGGUCUUGUCAUUUGUGGAGGAAUUGAGGAAAAGGUUUUGUAAUUCAACUUUUUAUUUUAUUUUAAUUUUUUAACCCCAGGCCUCCUUGUAGGAUACAUCAUGGUUAUUUCUUGCUACAAUACAUUCCGUGGUCAGGAUCGCCUAAACACACCCUGUUCCUCUCACAGCCUUGAAAAUUUUUUUUCUUUAAAUACUCAUACGUGUUAUCUGGAAGUGGAAUCGUUUUUUUUUUCUUUUGCAAGGUUAAUGUAUCUGAUAAUUGAAUAACAUAUUGGAGGUUUCUUUUAUAAAGAAAUCCUGGGUUGUGAUGUCAGACCUUCACAGGAACCAGGACACUCAUGUAAUGUUAUAUAGUCCAAACAAAUGACACAGCUCUGCAGCUAUCAGGCUCAAAGGUCAUAGUGCAUCUUAAAUUCUAGAUUAAAUUUUCCUUUUUAUGUCAUAUGUCUGUGGCUUUAAGUACAAUUAUUGUUAUGCCAGUCUAAGAACCUGUGAAGCAGCCAAUAUCCUCCAAUGAUUCAAAACAUUGAAAAUCAGUGAGCCUUUUAGGGUAAGUGACACAUGCUGACUGUGAGCCUCACCUGUCAGAUUAUUUUUUUUAAUGUGUGAACCUCUGAUGGAGGUGGCCUGUGGGUGAACUAUAAUUUGAAUGCAUCUGUUUUUUUUUUUUUGUUCUUUAACAAUAAAAUGCAAACUUUUA
Messenger RNA from Chelmon rostratus (copperband butterflyfish), 1697 nucleotides. It is a transcript of the gene srsf9, whose product is annotated as serine and arginine rich splicing factor 9. The record is from RefSeq and is a predicted model, not a curated record. Gene Ontology annotation, cellular component: ribonucleoprotein complex; nucleus; cytoplasm. The transcript is spliced from 5 exons. Gene Ontology annotation, molecular function: mRNA binding. The coding region runs from base 245 to 994 and encodes 249 amino acids. Lineage: Eukaryota; Metazoa; Chordata; Actinopteri; Chaetodontiformes; Chaetodontidae.